Linum trigynum is the source of this 3310-nucleotide messenger RNA. NCBI's taxonomy places the organism in Eukaryota, Viridiplantae, Streptophyta, Magnoliopsida, Malpighiales, Linaceae. The record is from the annotation of a GenBank genome assembly.
CAAAAGGCACAAAGUGGUGAAUCUCAAUGGCUAUUGGGCAUGAAUGCAUGAACCGCCUCAAGCAAUACCAACAUCCACCACAAACGACAUUCGAAUGCAUCAAGAAUGGGCAAAUAAAAAGUUCUCAUCCUGUUCACAAAUGCAUCAAGAAUGCAUCAAGAAUGCAAGUCUCGACCGGACUACUCACCAACCACAAGUAACCAUGCAUAGAACUCAAGUCCAAGGAACAAACGAAAAGGCAACAAAGGUUCUCACCGAGGUAGGAUAUGAAAAUGCAAAACAAGAAUGAAUCACUCACUCUCGACCAAUGGGGUCAGGACAUUUUUGGUGCAAAGAUGUGCACAACCAUCAACACUCAGCCCUAUCGUCUCUCCGCCACAGCGGAAACCUCUAAAUGCUAGAUUUCAUGGGGUGGUUGUCAUCACUAGCUUGUCUGAAGGUCUUGGACAUGGGUGAUGACUCGGUAUUUGCACAUGUUUUCCCCUUUGUUUCUUGAUUGUUUGAGCUUGAAUUAUUGCGUGUUUGUCCUAUUUUAUGCUGGCUGUGUUCCUUUGUCACAUUUCAGGUCCUAGCACAUAAAGUGAAGCAUAAGCACAAGUUUCAAAUCAAUCAGAGAUCAAUUGACGAUUCGGGAGAAGAAACUCGGGCAUGACCUGAAGAAGAAUGGAUUUCUACCUCACUUUAUGGACAAAUAAUCAUGCAAGCUUGUCAUGAAAAGAAAGAGGACGAGACUAUGAGCGUCUGGGAUCAAACGGGAACUGAUUCGGAGUCCGGACGAGGGAGAAACGAAGCAUUAAACAGAGGCUGAGCAAGCCACACGGGCAUCCUGGAAUUCCACACGCCCGUGUGGGUCAUGGCCGUGUGGAAAUCACCGAGCCUUCACACCGGCAGCUGGGAAAGCUACACGGCCGUGUGGCCUGGCCGCGUGAUCGGGAAUUUCUGUUUAAAACUCGAUUUUCAGCCAAAGGAAAGUGGGAGCUGGGUUUUGGUUCCCAAACACCCAAGGGACGAACCCUAGAGAGAGAGAGAACGACUUGGGAACAUUCUUGGAGCUAUUUUGGAGGAUUUCUUCACCAUUGGAGCUCGAGAAUCAAGCUUGGAGAUGGAGAUUGAAGAUCUAGAUCAGAUUUCUGCAGUCUCUCUCUUCUCUAUGGAGUAACUUCCCUUCACUUAGGUUUUGAGGAACCCUUCUUCCAUGUGUUACGAUCUUUCUUGUAUGAAGUUUUAGAUGCUAUAUUGUUUGAUUAUAAUCGAUUGAGGCAUAAUUUAUAGAGUCAAUUGAAGCCUGAUCAUCUUCUCUUGAUUUCUUAUUUAACCUAUGAUAGAUAGAAUCUGAUUAGGUUAAGAGAGCUUCCUUGAUUGAUAGUGGUGAAUUGGUUGUGCGAGAGUCAAUCAAUUCACUUCUUUGUACUGGAAUUCAUUCCAGUAGUGGAGAUCUGUGUGAAUCACCUUAGCAGUCUACCCCGGUGAAGGCUAGUCGCCUGCCAGGUAUUCUGUCUAAGAGGGCUUGGUCAGCAUAAGAGAUUCCAAGCUAAUUCAGGAUCUUCCGCAGUUAAAUCAACAGUAGACCAACCAAAAGUAAUUGCAACUUGGACCUAAUUGAGGAGCUAGGGGGAAUCAUACCUAAGUGAGUUACCAACUUGUAAUUAGUAGAGUAGUCAGUAGAGUAGUUUAUAAAUCAAUCCUUAAUCUUGUUUGCUAAAUAAUGAACUGAAGCUGAGUAAUAGUAACUCUAGAGACCCGUGGAUUCGAUAUUUAUUACUUGUGCCACUAUACUGCAGUCCCUAUCAUUGGUUACACUUGGCCAUUGUUAGGAGUUGUGUCAUAGCGAGUCAAGUUUUUGGUGCCGUUGCCGGGGAUUUUCUAGAGUAUUAGGAAAGGCAGAAGUUUGUUACUUUAGCAUUUUUCUUUUCUUUUCUUUUCCACCCUUGCUUUUCACUUGGGUGCUUUUGUUUUUGUUGGUGCAGAUCUGAAUCAUGGAUCCUCAUGGCUUCUCCAACAAUUAGGGGUACCUACCACCACCCGAGUGGUAUUACUCCGAGACUCCCUGGAGCAAUCAAGGAGGAGAAGACUAUGGAUUCGGGUUCCAGUACCAACCCCCUUACUACGGAGAACAACCGGACCCCUGGGCAUAUCAAGAACAACCUCAUUACUAAGAAGAAUUUCUCCCACAACCAGAAGGGCCAUCGGCGCUGGAGUUACCCAUGGCGGCCUUCACGGGCCAUUCUGCAGAGCCAUGCUACACUCCGCAACCAGAUCCAAACUAUGAAUUGAGGCUUCUCAUGGAGAAGUUUGCUUGAGACAGUGAGAGAACAUGCUCCAGGAUGGAUCAUUGUGUCCAGGCCUAUCGUGAAACAGAGGAGAUCCUCCUGAGCCUUAAGAAGAGCAUCGAUGAUCUUGAGCGAUCUUGUGCACAACCUGCUCCCGAUCACCCUUCUGCUAGCAUACUAGAAGAGGAGGAGGAAGAAGAAGGCUACAAGGACAUUGUGGAGCACACUAAAGUUGUCACGGAGAGCUCCCGUGAUGAUCAUGAUCAGGAAUGUUCUGUCAUAGCCGACCACACCUUCCCACAUCCCAAACUGAGCUUUGAAGAGGUAGGCAUGAGUGAGGAGAUGCAAGAAGAUCUCAUGAAAGAAAUUGCUUGGCAGCUUGCUCUCCAAUCCUUGCUAGAAGAAGAAGAGCCAGAAAGGGUGCAGAAAGAAGUUGUGGAGGAUGCCGAAAGUGAAGCAGAAGGAGUUCUUGAUCAUUUCCCAGGGGUCAUACCACAUGAAGAAGAAAGGGAGGUUGAAGAAGCAAUAGGCGUCCAGGCUGAGGAUGAAGUUGAGGUGGAAGAGGCUUGCACCGGCUAUGAGUUAAUUGUGAUUAAUUAACCAAAUUUCGAGGAGCUGCUUGGAAAGGACCCAUUUGCAGUGGCUCUUUGCCAAACCAAGGCCGCAUCGACAUUGGUUCCUCUUGGUGGACGCGAUGGUGGUCAAUCGAUGCUGUCAUAUCUGGUUUGAGGCAAUGGGACGAGAGAAGAGAAGAAGAGGUCUCGAGGAUGGAGACUUCAUCUGCAUCAAGUGCACGAGCUUCCAUCACCAGUCAUACCACAUGCUCGUGACUUGCGACUCCACCUCAUUGACGAGAACCUCAACUUCAAGGAGGUUCUAGCAUGGACCGAAACUUAGGAGCCAUCGUCCAGCCCACGACGUGAAAGAAGAGCUUGUUGGGAGGCAACCCAACCAGUCGGUUUUCAUUUCUUUCUCUAUUUCUCCUCGGUUGAGUCAGUUUUGUUAUUUGAUUUUAGAGUCAAUAACUCAACCUUUGUGAG